Scomber scombrus (Atlantic mackerel) is the source of this 5430-nucleotide messenger RNA. It is a transcript of the gene col11a1a, whose product is annotated as collagen, type XI, alpha 1a. The record is from RefSeq and is a predicted model, not a curated record. Bases 1 to 5430 code for a protein of 1809 amino acids. Gene Ontology annotation, molecular function: extracellular matrix structural constituent. Lineage: Eukaryota; Metazoa; Chordata; Actinopteri; Scombriformes; Scombridae. The transcript has 67 exons.
AUGGAGAUGCAAAGGUGGUCCACAAGGUGGAAAACGAAAAGGUGGCUUAUGGAUUCCACUCUAACCGCAUUCAUCACUUUAACCCUGGUUCUACAUGCUGCCACUGUCACAGCAGCAGAGCCAGUGGAUGUGCUAAAAGUAUUAGAUUUUCAAAAUACCCCAGAAGGAGUGACGAAAACAUCAGGAUUUUGCACAAACCGAAGAGCAUCGGAGCCGGACACAGCUUACAGAGUUUCCAAGCAGGUCCAGAUCAGUGCCCCCACCACACAGCUAUUCCCUGGAGGUGUUUUCCCUGAGGACUUCUCUAUCCUGACCACACUGCGCCCCAAGUCCGGCCUCCAGUCCUUCCUGCUGUCCAUUUACAAUGAGCAGAGAGUCCAGCAGCUGGGUGUGGAAGUGGGACGCUCACCUGUCUUCCUGUAUGAGGAUCAGACUGGCAAACCAGCCCCGGAGGACUACCCUCUGUUCAGUGCUCUCAACCUUGCUGACGGAAAGUGGCACCGUGUGGCAAUCAGUGUGGAGAAGAAGACAGUCACCAUCAUUGUAGACUGUAAGAAGAUAAUCACCAAGCCUCUCCUCAGGAGUGACCAUGCUGCCAUCAGCACCAACGGCGUUACCACGUUCGGUACCAGAAUUCAAGAUGAGGAGGUUUUCCAGGGUGACAUCCAGCAACUUCUGAUUGUGGCUGAUCCCAAAGCAGCUUAUGACUACUGUGAACAUUACAGCCCAGACUGUGACACUCCCCACAGUGACUCCCUGCAGGCCCAGCAGCCAGAGGAAGAGUACACUACUGAUUUAGAUUACUCUCAGUUCUAUGAUUACUCUGAGGGAGCUACAGACACCAUUUCAACUGAUGAGUAUUCUGAACCACAGCUAAACAAUGUAGAAGGAGAUUACAAUACAGACAUUGACUACGGAACUGUAGAUGGUACUCAAACUCAUUCCCCCUUUGCCACGAAUGGACCCAUGGAGGCUGUGGAGGAGGAUGUCUUUGGUGAUUAUGUCACAGAGGCCACUGCCAUUGCUCCAGAACCCACCCUUGUCCCAGAAACGGACAACGUUGACAGUGGGGCAGACGCAUAUGACUUUAAGGAAUAUGACCUAAAGGAGUAUGACUUGGGCGAGGUUGACAACAGGUUGUAUGAUUACGGGGCAUAUGAUGAGUAUGGCACAGCCCAAUCCAAACCCACGGCGGCCAAGGAUGAUGAGGUGGGCCCUGGGGUUGCUGCUGAAACCGACGUUACUGAGAGCUCCGUUGCUGGUGUUGAAGGAGACCUUGGCCAGAAAGGAGAAAAGGGCGAGCCAGCCGUAAUUGAACCUGGCAUGCUGAUUGAAGGACCACCAGGACCCCAUGGCCCAGCUGGUCUUCCAGGUCCCUCAGGCCUACAAGGACCCCCAGGACCUUCUGGAGAUCCUGGUGACAGAGGUCCUCCUGGUCGUGCUGGUCUGCCUGGUGCUGAUGGUUUGCCAGGACCCCCUGGUACCAUGCUAAUGCUGCCAUUCCGUUUUGGUGGAGAUGGUGAAAAGGGUCCAGUGGUAUCGGCCCAAGAAGCCCAAGCUCAGGCCAUCCUCUCCCAGGCCAGACUGGCUAUGAGGGGACCCCCAGGGCCAAUGGGUUUGACAGGAAGAUCAGGGCCAGUGGGUCUACCGGGUGGUAAUGGGCACAAAGGUGAAGGUGGAGAUCCUGGUCCUCAGGGUCCCCGUGGAAUCCAAGGGCCUCCAGGACAAACUGGCAAAGCUGGCAAAAGGGGUCGUGCCGGAGCCGAUGGUUCCCGCGGGAUGCCCGGAGAGCCAGGCUCCAAGGGUGACCGAGGCUUUGAUGGACUCCCUGGAUUGCCUGGUGAAAAGGGACACAGGGGCGAGCUAGGGCCAAUGGGACCCAUAGGUGCCCCUGGAGAGGAUGGACAGAGAGGCGAGGAUGGAGAGAUCGGGCCCAGAGGACUUGCUGGCGAGAGUGGUCCUAGAGGUUUGCUGGGACCUCGUGGUUCUCCAGGACCCCCUGGAUCACCUGGUGUGGCUGGAGUUGAUGGGCCUCCUGGUCCCAAAGGAAACAUGGGACCACAAGGAGAGCCAGGCCCACCCGGUCAGCAGGGAAUCCCUGGAACACAGGGUCUCCCUGGUCCUCAAGGCCCCAUUGGACCACCUGGUGAAAAAGGACCUCAGGGCAGGUCGGGAUUGUCUGGAUUACCUGGAGCUGACGGGCCACCUGGUCAUCCCGGAAAGGAGGGUCCACCUGGAGAGAAAGGAGGACAGGGUCCAUCAGGUCCACAGGGCCCUAUCGGUUAUCCUGGCCCUCGUGGUGUCAAGGGUGCUGAUGGAGUCCGUGGUCUCAAGGGUGGAAAGGGAGAGAAGGGCGAGGAUGGUUUCCCAGGUUUCAAGGGAGAUAUGGGAAUCAAAGGAGACCGGGGUGAGCUUGGCAUGCUUGGGCCCCGUGGAGAGGAUGGUCCUGAGGGUCCUAAAGGCCGAUCUGGUCCCGGUGGAGAAUCAGGUCCCCUUGGUCCCGCUGGGGAAAAGGGUAAACUGGGCGUCCCAGGAUUGCCAGGCUAUCCAGGAAGACAAGGACCCAAGGGCUCGAGUGGUUUCCCUGGGUUCCCUGGAGCAAACGGCGAGAAAGGAGCCAGGGGUGUUGCAGGCAAACCUGGCCCGAGAGGGCAAAGAGGUCCAACGGGUCCCCGUGGAGGUCGAGGAGCCAGAGGUCCAACAGGAAAACCAGGUCCCAAGGGCACAGCAGGCAAUGACGGUCCUCCGGGCGGGCCUGGUGAGAGAGGACCUCAAGGACCUCAGGGACCAGUGGGUUUCCCUGGACCAAAGGGCCCACCUGGACCAUCUGGAAAGGAUGGGCUGCCUGGACACCCUGGCCAGCGUGGAGAGACAGGUUUCCAAGGAAAAACUGGUCCACCAGGUCCAGGAGGUGUUGUUGGGCCCCAGGGACCCACUGGAGAAACCGGUCCUGUUGGUGAGCGAGGUCACCCUGGACCCCCUGGUCCUCCCGGAGAGCAGGGUCUUCCAGGUGCUGCUGGCAAGGAGGGAGCAAAGGGAGACCCUGGACCACAAGGGUCCACCGGUAAAGACGGUCCCCCUGGCCUUCGAGGCUUCCCUGGAGAGAGAGGUCUACCUGGCGCUACGGGUCCAGCAGGUCUGAAGGGAGGAGAGGGACCCCAAGGUCCACCUGGUCCUGUUGGUUCUCCUGGUGAAAGAGGUUCUGCUGGUCCAGCUGGUCCAAUUGGCCUGUCUGGUAGACCUGGCCCUCAGGGUCCCCCAGGGCCCGCUGGAGAGAAGGGAGCACCUGGUGAGAAAGGUCCUCAAGGCCCAGCUGGUCGUGACGGUGUCCAGGGUCCUGUUGGUCUGCCCGGGCCUGCUGGACCCCAGGGUCCACCUGGAGAAGAUGGUGACAAGGGUGAGGUUGGAGAGCCUGGCCAGAAGGGAAGCAAAGCCGACAAGGGAGAGCAGGGUCCUCCUGGACCAGCUGGUCUCCAAGGUCCCAUUGGUGCCCCAGGUCCUGCUGGAGCUGAUGGAGAGCCUGGGCCCAGAGGACAGCAGGGUAUGUUUGGACAGAAGGGAGAUGAAGGAUCCAGAGGUUUCCCCGGACCCCCUGGUCCCAUCGGUCUGCAGGGGCUUCCUGGACCUCCUGGUGAGAAGGGAGAGAAUGGUGAUGUUGGCCCCAUGGGCCCUCCCGGUCCCCCUGGUCCCAGAGGUCCUCAGGGUCCUAGUGGAGCUGAUGGUCCCCAAGGUCCUCCAGGUGGAGUGGGCCCCUUGGGAUCUGUGGGAGAGAAGGGUGAACAAGGUGAAGCAGGAAACCCAGGAACACCUGGAGAGCCUGGAACUGGGGGACCUAAAGGCGAGAGAGGAGAAAAAGGAGAAGCUGGCCCCCCUGGAGCUGCUGGACCUGCUGGUGCCAAAGGACCCCCUGGAGAUGAUGGUCCAAAGGGCAACCCUGGUCCCGUUGGAUUCCCUGGAGACCCUGGUCCUCCUGGAGAGCCAGGUGUUGCUGGCACGGAUGGAGAAGCAGGAGAGAAGGGAGAGGAUGGAGAGGGCGGUCAGCCGGGACCACCAGGUCCAUCAGGAGAAGCUGGUCCACCUGGCCCACCUGGCAAGAGAGGACCCCCGGGCGCUGGUGGUGCAGAGGGCAGGCAAGGAGAGAAAGGCUCUAAGGGUGAGGCCGGUGCCGAGGGUCCAGCAGGUAAAACAGGACCAGUUGGGCCCCAGGGACCUUCGGGAAAACCUGGUCCAGAGGGUCUUCGUGGAAUCCCCGGCCCUGUCGGUGAACAAGGACUGCCCGGCUCCCCAGGACAAGAUGGUCCACCUGGUCCUAUGGGUCCUCCUGGUCUUCCUGGUCUGAAAGGUGACCCCGGCUCUAAGGGUGAAAAGGGUCACCCAGGUUUGAUUGGUCUGAUUGGACCCCCCGGAGAACAAGGAGAGAAGGGAGACCGAGGUCUGCCUGGGCCCCAAGGUUCUCCCGGUGGCAAGGGCGAUGGUGGUAUCAAUGGAGCUUCCGGUCCUCUCGGUCCUCCAGGUCCCCCUGGUCUGCCUGGUCCUCAAGGUCCCAAGGGAUCCAAGGGUUCAUCUGGUCCUGCAGGUGCCAAAGGAGACACUGGUUCAGUUGGUCCUCCUGGUCCUCCUGGCUCACCAGGUGAGGUUAUCCAGCCUCUUCCCAUCCGCUCACCCAAGAAGACCAAGCGCUCCAGUGACAUGCAGUCAGACGCAGUCGGUAACCUCAUGGACUACGGCGAGGGCAUGGAGGACAUCUUCGGCUCACUCAACAACCUCAAACAGGACAUUGAACGUAUGAAAUACCCCAUGGGCACACAAAACAACCCUGCCAGAACAUGCAAAGACCUGCAGCUCUGCCACCCAGAGUUCCCUGAUGGCGAAUACUGGAUUGAUCCAAACCAAGGCUGCUCGGGGGAUUCCUUCAAAGUCUACUGUAACUUCACUGCCGGGGGCGAAACCUGCAUCUACCCAGAUAAGAAGUCCAAUGGAGUUAGAAUAUCUUCAUGGCCCAAAGAAGUCCCUGGUUCAUGGUUCAGUGAAUUUAAGCGUGGUAAAAUAUUUUCCUAUGUUGACGCAGAUGGAAACUCAAUAAACAUGGUACAGAUGACCUUCCUCAGACUACUGACAGCCUCAGCCAGGCAAAACUUCACCUACAGCUGCCACCAGUCCGUGGCGUGGCACGACGCCACCAGUGACAGCUACGACAAGGCAGUGCGCUUCCUGGGUGCCAACGAUGAGGAAAUGUCCUACGACAAUAACCCCUACAUCAAGACCGUCUCAGACGGAUGUGCGAUGAGGAAGGGCUAUGGAAAGACUGUGAUGGAGAUUAAUACUCCCAAAAUCGAUCAGGUUCCAAUCAUGGAUGUCAUGUUGACUGACUUUGGGGACCCUAACCAGAAAUUUGGGUUUGAAGUUGGGCCCGUCUGCUUCCUUGGCUAA